Molecule: messenger RNA, 3621 nt
Organism: Colletotrichum chrysophilum
Lineage: Eukaryota; Fungi; Ascomycota; Sordariomycetes; Glomerellales; Glomerellaceae
Exons: 8
Coding region: 1-3621 (1206 amino acids)
Biological process (GO): DNA-templated transcription; positive regulation of transcription by RNA polymerase II
Cellular component (GO): nucleus
Molecular function (GO): DNA-binding transcription factor activity, RNA polymerase II-specific; sequence-specific DNA binding; zinc ion binding
Source: RefSeq, a predicted model, not a curated record
AUGUCUUCUUCUGAUCUACCACCCCGACCGCCCUUCUCGUCUCUGCCCCUGGACCCCAAUGGUCCUCCAGGAAACGCGUGGGGUCUCUAUGGCAAAGACGAUCGCUUAGGGGCGCUGAACCUUCUGACCCCAGCCAUCGUCGCCGCUGCAGCAGCAUCAGAGAUCCGGACCGGUGACCGCGUGUCGCUGGACUGGUCGCUGACCAACCCUUCACAGCCGAGCUUCGAUCGGGCGCCGUUUGAAUCGAAACUUGUCAACCGGACGCAUCCCAACGGGGAGAAGAGGACGGUCAACGACGACAUCUUGCACUUCAACACGCAGUGCAGCAGCCAGUGGGACGGGUUCAGGCACUACGGGCAGCAGGACAUGAACAAGGAUCAAGCAGCUAACGCUUCAGACGAAGGGUACCAGAAAGCCAAGCGGUACUACAACAACACGACUCAAGACGACCUGGAAAAUCCCGAAAAGAUCGGCAUCGAUGCCUGGGUCGAGAAGGGUGGCAUCGUCGGCCGGGGCGUCCUGCUCGACUACGCAAGCUUUUGCGCCCGGCACGCACUCCCGCUCGACGCCUUCACGAGCAGCGACAUCACCCUCGAGCACCUGAAGCAAGUCGCCGCCGAGCAGAACGUCACCUUCCAGUCCGGCGACAUCCUGCUCAUCCGCUCGGGUUUCACGGCGGGCUACAACGCCAAAGACGAUGCCGCGCAGAAGGCCGUCGCCGCGCGUGCGAGCCCCGACUUUCUCGGCGUCGAGCCGACCAAGGACGUGCUGCGGUGGAUCUGGGAGACUGGGUUUGCGGCCGUGGCGGGCGACGCGCCGAGCUUCGAGAGGGCGCCCAUCGCGGGGCCUCAUACUGCCGUUGGGGGUGUGUGGAAGGGCGAGGCGUGGGAGGAGGAGAUGCAGAGCGGAGGUUUGCUGCAUCAGUGGCUGCUGGGCGGAUGGGGACUGCCGAUUGGAGAGAUGUUUGAUCUCGAGGCGUUGAGUGUCAAGUGCGAGGAGCUCGGGAGGUGGACAUUCUUCUUGAGCAGCGUGCCAUUGAGGGCUGAGGUUCCGGCAAUGGACCUGGACUCUGACGAAGGCUCCGGUGUCGGCAUCGGCAUCGGGAGCACUGGCAACAUCGGCAAUGCCAGCAGCAUCAACGUUGCCGCAAGCAGCAGCAGCACCAUGAAUGGCGGGAACCGCCGCCAUUCCCACUCUCACAAUCACCAGCAUGUCCUGGAUUACCACGGCCACGGCCACGGCCAACGACACCACAGCACCAGCUCCAUCAACGGCAACGGAACCAUCAACGGAUCAAGCAUCAACGGCAAUACCACUAACAACACGAACGGGAAUAACCAGCAACUGGCUUCUCCACCCCUGACACACCCGUCCAACACAACGCCUCUGCCAGACAGCGGCAGACGUCGGCGCCACCGCGACAAGGAACGCGUCCGCGUCACCCGGGCCUGCGACAGGUGCAAGAAGCGCAAGAUCCGCUGCACGGGAAUCCAGCCGUGCGAGUUGUGCAUCCGCACCGAGUCCUACUGCACGUACAACGCGUCUUAUGCACGCGGGCGCCAGCCGCCCGUGGCAACUCGGGAAGAUGUCGCCCGAAUGGACCUCGACGGUCUCGACGUCUCCGUACCGCCACCUGCGGGAACGCAUGGAAACAGCUCGAACAGCAGCAAUUCCGCUGGUGCUGGUGGUGCCGUCUCCGGCUCGUCUGCGGCUGGCGAGGAUGCCCUGAUGGCAUCCAUCGUCGUCGACGUCGGAGAGCCUGAUGUUGACCAUGAGCACGAUCAUCAACAAGAGGAAAGUAUCAUGAACGGAUCGAAUCUUGUCAUUGGCAGCGUCGGCCCGGGGACUGCCGAGCCUCCCUCGCGGGCGUCUCCUGAACCUACCCAGACAGACCUCCAGGGCCACUAUGUUGGCCCCUCAUCCGGUGUGUCUUUCUUACUGAGGGUUCAGAAGAGGUUACACCAGGCCGUCUCCUUCUCACAAGCUUCCUCAAUUUUCACUUUUGGCGAUGCCCCUCUGCCUGACUUUGACCCCAGCGGCGCCUUCUGCGUCCUGCUGUCCAAGGAUGAGGCGACAACGCUGCUCAAGAGAUAUUUUGACUUCGCCGUGCCAACGCACCGUUUCCUCCAUCGCCCCACCGUUGAAGGCUGGCUCGAAGAGUUCUAUGCCACCAACGGCGCCAUGAAGAGCCAGGAGGACGCUCCUGCGAGGAGGGCCGUUCUAUUUAUGGUGUUUGCGCAGGCCCAGGAGUACAUGGUCACCACUCAGACCCGUGAAAACGCGGAUGUCAGCGCUCGAUAUUUCUUGGCUGCAGAUCACCAGCUCUCCAAAGAGCGCGGUGCCGUCCGCCUAGCCAGCGUACAGGCUCGCUUAUGCCAGUGCUUCUGGCUACUAUCACAGUCCCGCAUCAACCACUGCUGGAGUCUCUUCGGCACCGUCGGGCACCUGGCUCUCGCCAUCGGCCUCAACAGGAACCGCCACGCCGACCCGGCGGGGGCUUACAACUACAUCGAACUCGAGUGUCGUCGGCGCACGUUCUGGUGCGCGUACAGUCUCGACAACUACCUCAGCGCCGCGCUGGGCCGGCCGAGGACGUUCCACGACGAAGACAUCGACCAGGAACUCCCGUCGUGCUCGGAAGACGGCGAUCUGCAUGCGGACCACAUCACGCCCCGCAUGGGACGCGGGCAGUCGCUCAUGCUGGCGCCCGUGGCUCACGUCAAGCUCUCACGAAUAGUGAGCAUGAUCUUACGAGAUCUGUACUCCAUCCGCCCCUCCUCAUUUUCCAACCGCUGCGCCUUGGCGGCAAAGUACUCGCAGAACCUGAAGCAAUGGCGAGCCGAGCUGUCGCAGUUUCUCGACGACGGCAUCAACAUGGCCCUUCUCAUACCAAUAUUUCAACGACAGAGAAACGUCCUGAAUCUAGCCUACUGGCACGCUAUGAUACUUACCCACCGACCGUUCCUCCUCAGCAACUUUGCGAGGUUACAACGGAACGGCAAGAGCCGUCGUCGCAGUGUGCCGCAUAAGGACCAAGCCGGCGACAGCGUCCAAGCGUGCUUAGACGCGGCCAUGCAUGUUGUAGAUACAGUGAACGACCUGAUCCAGGCAGGCCAGCUGUUCCGUGCAUUUUGGUUCACUUCUUACUUCGCCUUCUCCGCCGUCGUCGUUCUCUAUGUCUACACAAUACAGCAGCGGACGGCGCCCGCAGAGACGUGGCAGUCCUACUUCGCCGCCGCGACGCGCUGCCAGACACAGCUCGCCACGCUCGCGGACAACGAGUCUCAGCUGGCCGCGCGGUACUGCCUUGUGCUCGAGGAGCUCCGGACGGAAGCUCUGAGACAGACGGAACGCCUCCACAGCCCUCCAGUCCAUAAUAACCAAAAUGGUGGCGGGUCUUUGGCAGCUCGUGCGGCAGAAGAUGUCCACAACCAACAGCCUGAUCACCUAGCAGGAAUCAACUUCUCGGACGUUGCUCACACCGAGGACUUCGUGGGGUUCGAUGCCAGCCCGAGUAGCUCUCUAGCUGACAUGACCAGCUGGGGUCAAUUCGAUUCCAUGGUCACGUCUGGCUUUGGGGGCUUGGAAGCAUUGCUAAAUGACGACUCACUAAGAUUCUGA